AUGGUGAAACUGAAGCCCAGCUUGGCCAUAAGACCGAAACCAUACCAUUUCCUUUAUUGCCCGGACACAGGCUGGGCUGUGGGGGCUGAGGACUCUGACUAUGAGGGCUGGGCCUUCCCCUUCCCGGGAGUGACAGUGAUAGAGGACUUUGUGACCCCAGAGGAAGAGAUUGAGAUGGUACGUCUGAUGGACCGUGACCCCUGGAAGCUCUCCCAGUCUGGGCGGAGGAAACAGGAUUAUGGCCCCAAAGUCAACUUUCGGAAGCAGAAACUAAAGAUGGCGGGCUUCCAAGGUCUCCCCAGCUUCAGCCAGAAGGUGGUUCAGAGAAUGGGGCUCUACCCGGGUCUGGAGGACUUCCAGCCAGUGGAACAGUGUAAUCUCGACUACAACCCAGAACGGGGCUCAGCCAUCGAUCCCCACAUAGAUGAUGCCUGGCUGUGGGGUGAACGACUGGUGAGCCUCAACCUCCUGUCUGCUACUGUGGUGUCCAUGUCCCAUGAUGCCCCUGACAGCCUGCUGCUGUGCUCAGCCCCUUACAUUGGACCGGAUGCCUUUGCAGGCAGCAUCGAGACUCCCAGCAGGUCUGUUCCCUGCCAGAAGGUGGAAGUAGCCAUUUCCAUACCCUGCCGCUCCUUGCUGGUGCUGGCAGGGCCUGCACGGCACCAGUGGACACAUGCUAUCCACCGCAGACAUAUCAAGGCCCGCCGGAUCUGCAGCACUUUCAGAGAGCUGUCAGAGGAGUUCCUACCUGGGGGCAAGCAGCAGGAACUGGGGUACCAGCUGCUGCAGGUGGCACUGACCUUUCAAGGAAGACCCAUCUGA
Molecule: messenger RNA, 822 nt
Organism: Nannospalax galili (Upper Galilee mountains blind mole rat)
Lineage: Eukaryota; Metazoa; Chordata; Mammalia; Rodentia; Spalacidae
Gene: Alkbh4
Product: alkB homolog 4, lysine demethylase
Exons: 3
Coding region: 1-822 (273 amino acids)
Biological process (GO): oxidative demethylation; actomyosin structure organization; protein demethylation
Cellular component (GO): contractile ring; midbody
Molecular function (GO): demethylase activity; oxidoreductase activity; actin binding
Source: RefSeq, a predicted model, not a curated record